This is a messenger RNA of Lachnellula hyalina, 1083 nucleotides long. RefSeq names its product AB hydrolase superfamily protein. The record is from RefSeq and is a predicted model, not a curated record. Bases 1 to 1083 code for a protein of 360 amino acids. Lineage: Eukaryota; Fungi; Ascomycota; Leotiomycetes; Helotiales; Lachnaceae. The transcript is spliced from 3 exons. Gene Ontology annotation, molecular function: hydrolase activity.
AUGCGGUCCGUAAACCCUGAACCGCAAACGCCGCAACCUCCUUAUCCCCUCCACGAAAGCGUGAAAGAUAAGCUUGAUCCAGAAUAUGUCGAGUUUUAUAACAAGUACAUUAUCAAUAAUCAGCAGGUCCAUUAUCAGCCAGUCGCGGCUUCUAGAACCGGCGGGACGCUGAUUCCUGGAGGCGGACCGGCACAGCCUGUUGGGAAGACGGAGGAUUUCGCAAUCAAGCGGGUUGAGACUGAAGGACCAGAUGUUAUGGUGAGAUGCUUCACGCCAGUUGGAGAGACUCCAGAAGGUGGCUGGCCGGUCAUGAUAUAUUAUCAUGGAGGUGGAUGGGUAUUGGGGAACAUCAACACAGAGAACGUCGUCUGCUCUCAUCUAUGCAAACGCGCCAAUUGCGUUAUUACAGGUCUGUCCGUCUUCUCAAAAGCCAUCUCCACUUUGAAGUAUUCAAUGACUAACAACACCGUACCGACCAGACUCGCACCAGAAGAUCCUUUCCCUGCCGCAGUCCACGACUCCUGGGAAGCAGUCCUCUGGGCCACAUCGCCUAUCGGCCAAAACGUCCUGAAAAUCUCUUCCUCUAAAAUUGCCAUUGGGGGAUCCUCCGCUGGGGGGAAUCUCGCAGCAAUCAUGUGCCACAAAGCCGCGCGCCUCUCAAAUCCAAUCGUCUUCAAAACGCAACUCCUGAUCGUGCCCGUAACGGACAACACCGCCUCCCCAACUACCAACGCUACCUACCUCAGUAACGAAAAUACUGCUGCUCUCCCAGCCGUAAAGAUGCUCUGGUAUAGACGUCACUACUUGCCUAAUGAGUCUGACUGGGUGAAUCCAGAAGCCAGUCCGCUGUUAUAUGCAGAUCAUUGGGAUGUGCAGCCAAAGGCACUGGUCUUAGUAGGGGAGCUGGACGUCUUGAGACAGGAAGGUGAAGAUUAUGCUAGUAAACUACAAAAUGCAGGCGUGGAGGUUGAUUUAAAGGUUAUGAAGGGGAUGCCGCAUCCAUUCUUAGCGAUGGAUGGGAGUUUGCAGGCUGGGAGGGAUGCAAUCACUUAUAUGUGUGAGGCGCUGAAGAGUGUAUUCUAG